Triplophysa rosa is the source of this 838-nucleotide messenger RNA. It is a transcript of the gene gpha2, whose product is annotated as glycoprotein hormone subunit alpha 2. Gene Ontology annotation, biological process: cell surface receptor signaling pathway. Gene Ontology annotation, molecular function: hormone receptor binding; hormone activity. Gene Ontology annotation, cellular component: extracellular region. The transcript has 4 exons. The record is from RefSeq and is a predicted model, not a curated record. NCBI's taxonomy places the organism in Eukaryota, Metazoa, Chordata, Actinopteri, Cypriniformes, Nemacheilidae. Bases 112 to 519 code for a protein of 135 amino acids.
AAGAACUUCAUCUAGUGAACAUACACACACUUGCCUACCUGUCUUGGGGUCGAGUUUCUUCUGAACACACUUUGACAAAAUAGGAUUCACACAUACAGGUUUAACAUCCUCAUGUUCCGCUGUGUGACAUCUGAUCUGAUUGUACUCAUGUUGCCUGUGAUUCUGUUGUUAUUGCUAAUGCCUCUUACCUGGAGCUUUCAAGCUUUGAGUCCUGGCUGCCACCUCUACCCAUUUAAUGUAACCAUACGGACAGACAAGCGAGGGACGUGUCGAGGAACUCAAGUAGUCUAUGCUUGUGUGGGUUACUGUGAGUCGAGUGCUUUCCCGUCCCGUUAUUCUGUGUCACUGGCCUCCAACUUCACCCACAACAUAACAUCUGCUUCCCGCUGUUGCACCAUUAGCAAGGAUGCAAAGGUGAAAGUCCGUCUGCACUGUCCUCGUGGUCGACACCAUGACGAUAUUGAGAUCUUGACUGCACGUGCCUGUCGCUGCAGCAUGUGUCACAAAUCCCGUUAUUGAGAUGGCGUUGUGUACUAUACAAAUAAGAGCACAACUCACUCCUUGACUACUCAGUCUAGAAAAUUAAACACAUAAAUAAAUACUUUUAACCCUUUAAUCUUGAAUGUAACAUUUUAAGAGGAUUCAGUUGAAAGACAACAUACAAUGUAAACAAUAACAAACAUAAAAUCAUAAUUCUCUAGUUCAAAACUCCAGCAUCAGUGUCACCUAAUGACAUCAAGAAUGUAUAUUAUAUAGAUAUAUAUAUAUCAAUUCAAAAAAUGUUUUGCACAAACUUUACGUUUAUGUUUUUGGACAAGAUUUUGUAUCUAAUCUUUUG